AUAGAUUAAAGAAUAGUCUGCACUUUACACUUUCGGUUUCGACUUACCGCCCGGCGUCGAACUUUGUCCGUCUAGCAUGUGCUGUUAUUACCGUCGCGAGUAUAAGAAGUUCAUCCGCGUAGUAUACGAUAUAGCAUGUUUUUGCCCGUCACUGUGGCAAAACUAGUGCGUGGUGUGUUCUGCAAUCGACGCCGUCACCUCACCCUUCCGUCGAGUCGUGUCUGUUUGACUAGGUCCGGAGUUCCAUCCGUGCGGAAGAGGUUCGUGUCCACCACCCCGAGUCUGUGGCACGGCGAAUACGAAUGGCAGGAUCCGAAAAACGAAGCUGACGUAGUCCAAGUGGCGUUUGUAGACAGGGACGGCAAGCGCACCGAAGUCAGGGGAAAAGUUGGUGACAACGUUCUGUAUUUGGCCCACAGGCAUGGAGUCGAAAUGGAAGGUGCUUGUGAAGCGUCAUUAGCGUGCACAACCUGUCAUUGUUAUGUCGCCGAAGAUUAUUUGUCCAAGCUUCCCGAAUCAGAAGAGAAAGAGGAUGAUUUACUAGAUCUAGCGCCAUUUCUAAAAGAAAACUCGCGACUAGGUUGUCAAAUUGUUCUAACCAAGUGUUUGGACGGCAUCGAACUUGUGUUGCCUGCAGCAACCAGGAACUUUUAUGUUGAUGGCCAUAAACCUAAGCCUCAUUAGUAUAGUUUAAAUUAGUAAAACUGUUAGGCGUAUUAUAAUAUAGUAGUUCAAGUAAAAUGGACUAUGCCGAAGAAGCCAUUGUAGUAUCCAAUAAAGCGGUAGACUAUGACUGUAAAGGUCAAAUGCAAGCUGCAGUAUAUUAUUAUAAAGAGGCUGCAACACUCUUAGAACUUGCAUGGAAGAUACGAAAAGACGAUCCUCUGGCCAAUGAAUGGUGUCAAAAAUCACACGAUUAUAUUAAUAGAGCUGAAGCCUUGGAAUACCAAAUAUUUUUGGUUUGAAAUGAAAUAUAUCCAGUGAUCAUACUACAUGAAGUCUUUAGGACAUGGCUCUUCUUGAUAAAAUAACUAGUUGUUUUAAUUUAAAUUGUGACUAAAUAUUAGUAAUAUAGUAAUUUAAAGGAAAAUA
This is a messenger RNA of Acyrthosiphon pisum (pea aphid), 1092 nucleotides long. RefSeq names its product Adrenodoxin-like protein 1, mitochondrial Ferredoxin 1 (gene Fdx1). Gene Ontology annotation, cellular component: mitochondrion. Lineage: Eukaryota; Metazoa; Arthropoda; Insecta; Hemiptera; Aphididae. The record is from RefSeq and is marked provisional. Gene Ontology annotation, molecular function: electron transfer activity; 2 iron, 2 sulfur cluster binding. Gene Ontology annotation, biological process: P450-containing electron transport chain.